AUACUGAGGAUCAGCAGAGGGCAGCACUUAAAUGUUACUUCCGUUUAAAACAAAAACACUAGCAGUGUUUACGUGUGUGUUUGGAGUUUGAUACCCUCUGGAGAUAUGUAAUUCAGCAGAAACUACCAGAAUUACCACUGUACAGAAAAAGCCUUAUGUUAAUCUGAAUAAGACAUGAAGACUAACAGAGAGCUAUGGAGAGUGGAUUCUGCGCUCUGAGCGACACUGAAGAGCUCCAAACGCUGAUUUCCAACACUCACAGCAAUUUCCUUUUCGAAAGGUGAGUGGAAAACAGACUCUGCUUUUUAAGAUAGGAGGCUUGUGGGAUCUGUUUUGGGAUUUGGGAGAGAAAUACACAUCACUCGUCACUUGUGCCAUGUGCAGUUGUUGAAAGCUAACCCAUUUUGCAUUGCUGUUGUGUGGGUUUAACUGGUGUUAAGUUCACUGGUGACACUCCGAGCAGUUUCUCCAUUAUACAUCCAAAUCGAUUGAAGCUACAACCCUAAUCUCAGGUCAUAUCUCUGAAAUCACCUGCAUGAUUCAUGUCCACACAUCUCCUUAGGUCCAAGACUCUGUUUGAAGAAAUCCGUGCAUCUAUUAACAACAAUAAUGAAGAGGACCGCUCCUUCUGGAGGCCUGUGCUUCCCUGGGGGGGCGUGUUUACCAUUAAAGCAGGGCGGAAGGCAAUAUCCUGCACCCCUUUAUACGUCAAAAUCAACCUUAAGAACACCUGUACCAUUGAUGGCUUCCUCAUGAUUCUCUAUGUUAUCCUGCGAGACAACCAGGGCUUUCACAGAGAGCUGGCCGGCUUCCUGGGGAAGGAGUUUGUGGAGUAUUUCCUCUACUUGAUGGACUCAUGUGACUACACCACUGUCAAGAUGCUGUGGAUCUGGGAGAGGAUGUCCAAAAGACAGUACCGCUCUGAGAUCCGUAAGGCAGCCCUGGAAAUCGAUCUGUUUGGAAAUGAGCACCAAAACUUCACAGAGAACCUGGAGAACCUCAUGUCCACCAUACAGGAGAGUCUGUGCAGCAACUGGAGCUGCCCAGCUCGUUUCCAGGAGUUCAUGAAGACCACAGUUAACAUCAGGUAUGCUGCACACAAAUGAUUAAAUGUUCCAGUGCUUUUAAAGGAACGUAAUUCAACUUCUGCGGCCAGGUGGCUGUCUAGCAUGAGUCUGGUCCUACCCAAGGUUUCUGCCUGUUAAAAGGAAGUUUUUCCUUGCCACUGUUACUCGUGUUAGAUGAGAUGGGCCAAAUCCUAUCUUAGCGUCUUGGGAUGACGACUGUUGUGAAUUGGCGCUAUAUAAAUAAAAUUUGAUUGAUUGAUUGAUUGAUAAGUAGACACUGAGUGGAUUGGGACCUCUCCUUGGAAAAAAAUUAACAAUAAGAAAUCUCCAUCUGUGUAGGAAUGGUGACACAGGAGAAGUGGUUGGGUUAUAUGUAUACGCCGAUUUACUUCUUCAGCCCAUGGUGUAGACUCCUCUUUGUGUUUUUGAGAGGAAUUACUUUUCCCUCAAAGAAUGAUUCGAGGAGGUGAUGGAGACUUGAUAUUUGCAUGGAUGAUAUUCAUUUAUGUCUCUUUUUUUUCCCCAGUCCUUCUCAUGAGCUGCCUCACAGAGACCCCAUUCAGUCAGCUGUGGAUGAAUUCUUCUGCCCCAAGCUGCUGCUCUGCUCAGAACAAGGGUGAGACACAGGUAUUUAAUCAAAUAUUUAAUGAUUUGUUUCAUUUGAUUCAAUUUUUUCUUUAUUGUUUCCACAGUUGUGGUGGUCUCAGGGAGUUUUCCCAAAGAGUUUUCUGCCAUGGACCCCCACCAUUUGUCAUUCUUAACAUGCAGCAGUGGAAGUCAGAAGAGCUGUCCUAUGUUCCCUACCACCUUGCACUCAGCCAACACAGGUAUGAAGCCUAGACUGUCCCCAUUGGAUAAAAUACAGCACCAUGGAUGGCCACACUAUGGUGCAAAUCACAUGCAGGAAAAAAUUGACUGUAACGCUGGUGCUAGGACAAAUUUGAAGUGAACAUGAUGCAUGACAAUAGUUAGAAACAAGAUGUAAGACGUUAUUACAGAUAUACUCUGAAACCAAGUUAUUACAUAAGAGCAUGGCGCUCAAAAAGUUUUGAUGAUAAUGUAGAAUUUUUCCCUCAUUUUUUUUUUAUUUGAGUAAAAUGGCCGUGAGAACUUUUGCAUUGCAUGGCUUUUGAUCCAUAGUGUGACAAAGUAUCUGACAUUCAUGGUUGUGUACAAAACUCACAUGGCACGGUUGGUUACAUAUACUUCUAAAUAGAUUUUUAAAAUCAGACAUUAAGCCAUGCAAAACGUCUUAAACGGGUUAGUUGUUGUGUUGCUUAAUGAGACUAAAGAACUGCUCAUAGUCUCAAUAAAAGAUGAUCCUUUUUACAUAUAAAUAAAAAGGAAAGCUUUUCCCUUUACAAAUAAACAGUAAAUAACAUUAAAACUUUAAAUUGUUUUCCUUAAAAAGUGUAAUCACAUGACAUUGAGCAUCGUUGUGUAGUGGCAGAGAAAAUGACCUCAAUUCCUCCUUUCUGCACAGGUACUUACUAGAGGGCGCCACACUCUUCAACAAGGAGGAACAUCACUACUCUGCAGCCUUCCAGAUUGAUGGCUGCUGGAUGCACUAUGACGGCCUGAGGAGUGACAACCUGAUCCUGUUACACAAACCACCAGAGUUCCUGCUUCUUUCCUCCCUCGUCUACAUCCGAGCAUCUGACAAGUGAACUUUUCUUAAUGCAGGCGCGCACAGACACUUGAGCACAAGCUGUAAAACAUUCCUACACUCUUUCUGUGCGUAGUUUGGCAUCACCCCUUGAAUGGCAUUAAAGAAGUGUGUUCAUUUUUCCAUUGUUAUUGCAUAAAUAGAUUUUUGUUACUCCAGCUGUUGCUUUCUCUGUUAGUUGAAGCAGUGCAGAAUGAUACAUGAUGUAUUUCCCCUGAAUUUUGACAGAAAGCUUGCUGUGCUAAAGGGUUAUUACUUCUUUUGGCUUGCUUGGAAUCCAAGUCUAAAAUGGACUAUAAUAGUUCUGGGAUGACGCACAUAAAUGGAAAUUACUGACUGAUGUAAGAGGUAUUAAUUUAAAGUUAACCAACAAAUAUGGAGAGAAAUCUGCCACCUCUGGUAAACAGGUUGCUUAAUAAGGAUUUGUUUGCUGUUUAGAAGCCUUGCAGGAAAUGACUGUUUCUAGUAUUCUUGAUUCCCUACAUUUAAAUGAGAAAUUCACGCACAGUAGCCCUUUUCUUGAAUUUACAGUGGUGCUUUCUCUAUUGACACUAUGGUCUUAUAACAACUAAACAGGCUGAGGAGCUGUGCCUGGUUAAGGUUCUUAAAGAUUUGUAUUUGAGGUGAAUUACCAUGAGUUAUUCCAGACUAUAACAUAAAGGUUGAGGGUUGCCUAUUUUUUUCUUACUCAACAAGAUGAAACAUGACUUGUUUUUCUUACAAGAUACAAAGCUGGAAGCAUGUCUAUCAUAAUAGAAAUGCAAGAAUUUGAAUGCUAUCUAGGCACAGGGCAAACGUUAAAUAUGUUUAUGUAUACAUAUUGUUUUUAAAAAUGUUUGAGCAUCAAAUGUCUCAUAGUGCCUCACCAAGGAAAGGUUCUGUUUGAAGUCUUGAUACAAAUUUUGAUCCUUGUUAAUUUUUAAUCUUUUUUUAAGCAGAAAUCUUUAAAAUGCAAAUACAGAUAUUUUGGAUUACG
Xyrichtys novacula (pearly razorfish) is the source of this 3709-nucleotide messenger RNA. Lineage: Eukaryota; Metazoa; Chordata; Actinopteri; Labriformes; Labridae. The record is from the annotation of a GenBank genome assembly.